Messenger RNA from Agelaius phoeniceus (red-winged blackbird), 5367 nucleotides. Lineage: Eukaryota; Metazoa; Chordata; Aves; Passeriformes; Icteridae. The record is from RefSeq and is a predicted model, not a curated record.
CUGCCGCCAUGUCCCUGGGUAAUUACAGCAGCCUGAACCGGGCCCAGCUUACCUUCGAAUACCUGCACACCAACUCGUGAGUACCGGCUGGGGUGGGGUGGGCCCGCGGCAUCCGGCCUGCUCGGGACCCCGGCUCAGUGCGAUGGGCCCGGCCGAAGCCACGCGGGCCAGUGGGGCUGAGCGGCUGCCUGCCCCCAGUCCGGGCGCUUCGUGGUCCUUCCGGGACCGGCUUUUGUACCGCGGGCAGGUCCGCGGGUCACGGAGAGCCAGUGCGUGGGCACAAGAGGCCCCGGGAGGAACGAGGAGUCACCUUGGGCAACCAAACCCGCACGGUCGGAUCUCUGCGGAACAGUGUGUGUGCGCUGUCGUGCCGGCCACCAUCCCUCUGUAGCAUCUGGCUUUGUGUGUGACUGAGUGUUUUGCAGGUUUAUUUUUAACAGGAUUAUGGUACUCUUUUUCCAGUCAGAUUUUUUUGCAUGUCGCCAGUGAAUCUCCCAAAAUAACACCUCUUGAGAAGAGGCAAAGCCAUUAUUUACCAUGAGUUUCUUGUGGGUGCAUGUCUAGAAAAUGAGGAGCACCAUCAGGGAGCAGCAUUUAAGUGGGGUCAGGCACCCAUCAACACUUCCUGCUGCUCCUGAGCUUUUUAAUGGCAUGUAUACAGGAGAUGGAAGAGCUCGUUCUGCCCGAAUUGGAAGAACUCUGUGGAACCACUUGGUAUUGCUUCAUUCUGAUCAGCUGGUCACCGGCGAAGAUUGUCUGCUGAUGUUCUGUGGAAGAGUUGACUUACUGUCCAUCAAUAGAAGAAUAAAUAAAGUGCAGGCUUAUCUUUUUGUUUCCCUUUUCAGCAUGUGAAGGAUCAGUGGUCUACAGCAGUCCAAAGAAGGCACAGAAACAUGGGCAACUUUGUUUCAAAGGAUUUUUGUCUGGUUUGUUUUGUUGGUAGUGAGAUACAUCUACAAGAGCAGUUAAAACUAAUCUCACAUAUGCCAAGACCAUUACAGUCCAUUCAUUUUCAGAAUCAGGAAAGUAAUGGGCUUUGAACAGGGAAAUAAACCUAGUAAUGGCUCCAUGUCACAUUUGGGUCUGCUCUUUAGCUUAGCUGGUGGCAGUUGCAUAUGGAGUGAACAAUCUGGUGCCUGAAGAUGGACAAUACUGAGUCAUGUUGUGGUGCUGUUGUUGAUUUGUGAAAUUCUCAUGUCCAGCUCCAGAAGACAAUCUUUUCUUUUGUGGAUAAGAAGACUGUGCAGAUGAUGGCAAUGUUCUUUCAGCAGCUUGUGUUUGCCUGCAAAGCUCCAGAACUCUGUCCAUCUUCAUAAGAAGAUAAAGCCUGUGCUAAAGACUGAGUUGUUCCUGCUGCUGUCAAGUAUAUUAAAUAACUACCCAUGAGUUCUUGUUUGGUGCCCUUGCUGAACUUGUAGAUAAUGCCAGCUGUUGGGCCACCUGUCUCAUCUGUGUGUGGAGGGAAUCCCUGCUACAGAAGCCUCCCAAGCCUUGCGUGCUUUUGUCUUGAGCUAGAGGAAGUACUGUCAUGAAGCACAAUGGAAGUAUUUUGGGAUUGUUUUCUCUCAAAGAGAUGCAGAUGCCACGAGAAUAGACAUUUAUACUGAGCAACGAGAGGACCUACGAGGUGGAUUCAUGCUAUGUUUUUUGGAUGAUGGAACAGGAAUGGAUUCAAAUGAAGCUGCCAGUGUUAUCCAGUUUGGUAAAUCAGCCAAGCGAUCACCUGAGUCCACUCAAAUCGGGCAGUAUGGAAACGGCUUGAAAUCGGGUUCCAUGCGGAUUGGGAAGGAUUUUAUCCUGUUCACAAAGAAAGAUAACACCAUGACUUGCCUCCUCUUAUCACGGACGUUCCAUGAGGAAGAAGGCAUCGACGAGGUCAUCGUUCCCCUACCCACCUGGAAUGCACGGAGCCGUGAACCCCUGACGGACAACAUGGAGAAAUUUGCUAUUGAGACGGAGCUCAUUUACAAGUAUUCCCCUUUCAAAUCAGAAUGGGAAGUGAUGGACCAGUUCAAUAAGAUACGUGGUGAGAAAGGCACUCUGGUGAUCAUCUUUAACCUGAAACUAAUGGAUAAUGGAGAGCCAGAGCUGGAUGUGACUUCUGACCCUCACGAUAUUCAGAUGGCAGAAACACCCCCAGAGGGAACCAAGCCGGAGCGACGCUCCUUCCGUGCCUAUGCUGCUGUGCUUUAUAUUGAUCCCAGGAUGAGGAUCUUCAUCAAUGGACACAAAGUACAAACCAAACGACUCUCAUGCUGCCUCUACAAGCCAAGGAUGUACAAAUACACUUCAAACCGUUUCAAGACCCGUGCAGAGCAAGAGGUGAAGAAAGCAGAGCACUUGGCAAGGAUAGCGGAAGAGAAGGCUCGCGAGGCGGAGAGCAAAGCCCGUGCCCUCGAGUUACGCCUUGGAGGGGAUCUCACGCGGGAGUCUAGGGUGACAUUGCGUCAGGUCCAGAACUCGGCCAUCACCCUACGGCGGGAGGCUGACGUCAAGAAAAGGAUUAAGGAUGCAAAGCAGCGGGCACUGAAGGAGCCCAAGGAGCUGAAUUUUAUCUUUGGGGUGAACAUUGAGCAGCGCGAGCUGGACGGCAUGUUCAUUUAUAACUGCAGUCGGCUGAUCAAGAUGUAUGAGAAGGUGGGCCCACAGCUGGAGGGUGGCAUGGCAUGCGGAGGAGUGGUAGGCGUGGUGGAUGUGCCCUAUUUGGUUCUGGAGCCAACCCAUAAUAAACAAGACUUUGCUGAUGCCAAGGAGUAUCGACACUUGCUGAAGGCCAUGGGAGAGCAUUUGGCUCAGUAUUGGAAGGAUGUUGCAAUAGCCCAGAGAGGUAUCAUCAAGUUCUGGGAUGAAUUUGGUUAUUUAUCAGCAAACUGGAACCAGCCUCCGUCUAGUGAACUGCGUUACAAGCGCAGGAGAGCCAUGGAGAUCCCCACCACAAUUCAGUGCGAUGUCUGUCUGAAGUGGCGGACUCUCCCAUUCCAGCUGAGCUCGGUGGAGAAGAACUACCCUGACACCUGGGUGUGCUCCAUGAACCCUGAUCCUGAACAAGACAGAUGUGAGGCUGCAGAGCAGAAGCAGAAGGUACCACUGGGAACUCUAAAAAAAGACUUGAAAUCAAAUGAGGAAAAGCAGAAACAACUGACAGAGAAAAUCCGCCAGCAGCAGAAAAAGCUGGAAGCUCUGCAGAAGACCACUCCAAUUCUAUCUCAGGCUGACUUAAAGAAACUACCUCUGGAAGUGACUACACGGCCUUCAAGGGAGCACACCCGAACUCAGCGCCCACGAUCUCCUCCUUUGCCUGAUGUAAUCAAGAAUGCUCCCAGCAGGCCACCAGGAUCUUCACCUCCUCACAAGUCCUGCACUCAGCUGAAAAAAAGUUCUUCAGAUCGUCCAAAUACCAGCUCCCCCAAGCUAGCCAGCAUGCUCUUCAAGGAGGAGGCCAGCACUUCCAGGACACACCAUCACACUGUGACAGCUGGGAAGUCUAACAGCACUUUAAAAACUCUUGCCAAGCCAGGUGCAAGCAUGAAGUCUCUCUCUGGCCAACAGAGCCCCAAAAGCUCACGUGAGACACCCAAUCCAAAAGCAGCCAAGGUGCCAGCAGUAAGGAAAUCUGCCUCUGGCAGAUGUUUACAGGCCUCCAACACUCGAAAGAGGGCCUUGAACAUCACAGAGGAUGGGUCUGAGGAGGAGGGUGAGCCCAAAAAGGAGAGGACAAAACGAGGAAAAUUUUUGGCAGUGAAAGAAGAGAAGGAUUCCAAUGAGGUGGUGGUGGAGCUCACAGACAGUGCUGGAGAGGAAGAGUUGUUGGAACUGAAGAAAGCACAGAAAGAUAAGGGGCUGCACGUGGAAGUGCGUGUGAACAAGGAAUGGUUCACAGGCCGUGUCACAGCUGUGGAAAGGAUCAGGCAUGCAAUCCGGUGGAAGGUGAAGUUUGAUUAUGUCCCUACAGACACCACACCAAGGGAUCGCUGGGUAGAGAAGGGCAGUGAGGAUGUAAGGCUUAUGAAGCCUCCCUCUCCUGAGUACCAGGCUCCAGACACACAGCAGGAAGAGGAGGUGGUCAUGGCUGAACCUUCUACCUCGGAUUGCAUCAGAAUCGAGCCUGACACCACUGGUCCCAGCAGCAGCCAAGAAACAGUUGACUUACUAGUCCAGAUCCUUCGGAAUUGUUUGCGAUACUUCUUGCCUCCAAGUUUUCCAAUCUCCAAGAAUGAGCUGAGUUCCAUGAGCUCAGAAGGGUUGUUGGCAUUUCCCUUGAAAGAAUAUUUUAAGCAGUAUGAGGUGGGUCUGCAGAACCUGUGCAAUUCAUAUCAGACACGUGCCGAUGCCCGGGCCAAAGCCUCUGAGGAAAACCUCCGGAACUUAGAAAGGAAGCUGAGGGAAACAGAGGAGAAACUGCAGAAGUUGAGGACUAAUAUCAUGGCCCUUCUGCAGAAAGUGCAGGAGGACAUUGAUAUUAAUACAGAUGAUGAACUGGAUGCAUAUAUUGAGGACUUGAUCAUGAAAGGUGACUGAGCAUCUCCAGCACAAGUCGUGGAGAAGUGCAGAAGAGCUGGCUGCUGUAAAGGGAGAUGUGGAUCUCUGUGCAGGUGGACUGAGGCAGCUGAUGAGGAGAGAGUUUUUUAGACAGUGCUCAUGUUGGUGUACAACUUGUUCCUGUGACUGUACAUGAGAAACAUUUGUGCUGUUGGCAGGAAAAUUUUUAACUUUGUAGUUCUCUGAAUCUCUUCCUUUUGUUUAUAAAUAUUUAUUUUUAAAAGAAAUGGGAACUGUGCCUGUUACAAUGGCUGUUUUUGUGAUGUAGAAAUGUGACUACCGCUUUUGCAACUCAAGUGUAUUCAUAUGCUAAACCUGGGAGCUCGGAGCACCCUGCUUAGCUUACUGGUUCUCCAGCAAGAACCUGGCAGUAAUUAAAAAAUAAUUUUAAGCCUUGAGUUGUGGCAGAGGGGAUUAGGCUUUUUUUGUGGAAGAUACUGAACUUGAGGUAGAGAAAGCCAAGCCAUGAAUUAGAGCUAUAGAAAGGAGAUGUCCUUGAAUGAGUGUGAGUAGAGGGGAUGGAACGUUGAUGGAACUCGGAAAUUUGGCACUGGCACCUGCAGUGAGCUUCCUGGACAGGAGGUUGCUGCAAGUGGGCGAAACUGCCACUGUGGUAAUAGCCAAGAGGCUGAGGUCCUUCUAGAAGAGGAUCACCCCUGGACUGCUCACAGUGGGCUGUGAGCAUCAGAGGAAGAAUGCUGGCGUUCGGGUUCUCUGCUUGCAGUCACUUUAUCGCUCACUUCUGCUGCUGUUUCUUUGAGACAUAAUUACAGCAUCAGAAGAACUCCUCAUCCACCUGACAAUAAAGUGACCCCUGUUCUAUUUUCA